AGUCACCAUGGAUACUCUCUACACUUAUAGAUUACUACCACCCACGUAUACCAACACGAAGGACCCUGAAUACAGUUAUAGACUAGUGAAGCUCGAACUUGUAGACUGCUGGCAAACUCCAGACCUGAACAUCAUCAUCAAACAAGAAGAGGAGGAGGAAGAGGAUAGCUUUCUACAUGUUAAAGAAGAGGAGGAGGAAGAGAAUAUCUCUGUACAUGUUAAAGAGGAGGAGGAGGAAGAGGAUAUCUCUGUACAAGUUAAAGAAGAAGAUCAUGCUUUCAUGGUCAAAGUAGAGGAGGAGGAGAAGGACAAAGCUCUUGUAGUUGAAGAAGAAGAAGAAGAAGAAGAGGAGGAGGGUGGUUUUGCAGUCAAAGAAGAAGAAGAGGAAGAAGCUAUAGGAGUUUUUAUUUUUUCUGACGGAAACUGCAACCAGUGGCCUGUCAGUGGGAAGAGUCCCUCCGUAUCAGAAGAACCUCAACAACAACCAAAACAAAAACACACUCGACCAAAGAAACAGCAAAAACAGACCCAGGAACGCCACCACUCCCCUCUGUACUGCCCCGACUGUGGGGUGACCUUUGUCAGCCCUGGGAUACUGAACGCGCACCGCAGAAUCCACCAGCCCAGAAUAAUCCACACCACCACCACUACCACUACCGGUGAGCCGUCUCACUACUGCCACGACUGCGGCAAGACCUUCGACACCGCCCGCUACCUCAACAAGCACCGCUUGGUUCACACAGCAGAGAGGACGCACCACUGCUCUCAGUGUGACCGGAGCUUCCUGAGACUCCAGCAUCUCAAAGAACACCAGAGAACCCACAGCGGAGAGAAGCCUCACUACUGCUCCGUGUGUGGGAAGGGCUUCACCAAGGUCCGACUGCUCCGGACACACCAACGGCUGCACGCCGUGGAGGGGGCUGACGUCGUCGGGGACGGGACGGGGAGGAAGGAGGGUAGUGGGGUGGUGAUGUCAGCGAUGGGGCGGAAGAGAGCUCUGAGAGUUCUGGCCGGAGUGGACUACUACUACUGCUCUGAGUGUGGGAAGAGCUUCUCCAGUGCGGCCUAUCUUAAGGUGCAUCAGAAGGCUCACACAGGAGACAAACCAUAUCAGUGUGCUCACUGUAAGAAGUCAUUCGGCACGUCAUGGGGUUUAAAGGUUCACCGGCAGAAUCGCUCUGGAGAGAAGCCCCACCAGUGCGCCGACUGUGGGAAGAGGUUCUCGGACCUGCGCAGCCACAAAGCCCACCAGAGCACCCACACUGGAGAGAAGCCAUACACAUGCCCUGUCUGUGGAAAAGGCUUUGCCUGGCAAAAGAGCCUACAGAAACACCAGGCCACACACAGCAGCAGUGGUGGUGGAAUCAUAGAAGUAUAUAUAGAAUAAUGUAUGAUAUCCUGGAGGGUUUCACUCCAACCUCAAUCUAGCAGGUUAUUUACAACUACGGGACAGGAGGGUAGCUCUCCAGGAACAGGGUUGGGUUAUAGGAGGGUAGCUCUCCAGGAAUAGGGUUGGGUUAUAGGAGGGUAGCUCUCCAGGAAUAGGGUUGGGUUAUAGGAGGGUAGCUCUCCAGGAAUAGGGUUGGGUUAUAGGAGGGUAGCUCUCCAGGAAUAGGGUUGGGUUAUAGGAGGGUAGCUCUCCAGGAAUAGGGUUGGGUUAUAGGAGGGUAGCUCUCCAGGAAUAGGGUUGGGUUAUAGGAGGGUAGCUCUCCAGGAAUAGGGUUGGGUUACAGGAGGGUAGCUCUCCAGGAAUAGGGUUGGGUUACAGGAGGGUAGCUCUCCAGGAACAGGGUUGGGUUAUAGGAGGGUAGCUCUCCAGGAACAGAGUUGGGUUACAGGAGGGUGGCGCCCUAGGAACAGGGUUGGGUUAUAGGAGGGUAGCUCUCCAGGAAUAGGGUUGGGUUAUAGGAGGGUAGCGCUCCAGGAACAGGGUUGGGUUAUAGGAGGGUAGCUCUCCAGGAACAGAGUUGGGUUACAGGAGGGUAGCUCUCCAGGAACAGGGUUGGGUUAUAGGAGGGUAGCUCUCCAGGAACAGAUUUGGGUUUAUAGCAGGGUAGCGCUCCAGGAACAGGGUUGGGUUAUAGGAGGGUAGCUCUCCAGGAACAGGGUUGGGUUAUAGGAGGGUAGCUCUCCAGGAACAGGGUUGGGUUAUAGGAGGGUAGCUCUCCAGGAACAGAGUUGGGUUACAGGAGGGUGGCGCUCCAGGAACAGGGUUGGGUUAUAGGAGGGUAGCUCUUCAGGAACAGGGUUGGGUUAUAGGAGGGUAGCUCUCCAGGAACAGGGUUGGGUUAUAGGAGGAUAGCUCUCCAGGUUAAUCAAGUCACAUCACCUGGAUUUUAACUUUUAUUUUAAGCCUUUCCAGAAAUGAGAAUUAGAUUCAAAAUGUACAUUUACAUUUAAGUCAUUUAGCAGACGCUCUUAUCCAGAAAAUGAAAGCAAUGGUCUCAGUGUGGUGCCGGAGGACGGGGCUGGACCAGCUGACAUAAAAAGAUGGGGCUGGACCAGCUGACAUUAAAAGAUGGGGCAGGACCAGCUGACAUUAAAAAGAUGGGGCUGGACCAGCUGACAUUAAAAGAUGGGGCUGGACCAGCUGACAUUAAAAGAUGGGGCUGGACCAGCUGACAUAAAAAGAUGGGGCUGGACCAGCUGACAUAAAAAGAUGGGGCUGGACCAGCUGACAUAAAAAGAUGGGGCUGGACCAGCUGACAUAAAAAGAUGGGGCAGGACCAGCUGACAUAAAAAGAUGGGGCUGGACCAGCUGACAUAAAAAAGAUGGGACUGGACCAGCUGACAUUAAAAGAUGGGGCUGGACCAGCUGACAUUAAAAGAUGGGGCUGGACCAGCUGACAUAAAAAGAUGGGGCUGGACCAGCUGACAUAAAAAGAUGGGGCUGGACCAGCUGACAUAAAAAGAUGGGGCUGGACCAGCUGACAUAAAAAGAUGGGGCAGGACCAGCUGACAUAAAAAGAUGGGGCUGGACCAGCUGACAUUAAAAAGAUGGGGCUGACCAGCUGACAUAAAAAAGAUGGGGCAGGACCAGCUGACAUUAAAAAGAUGGGGCUGACCAGCUGACAUAAAAAAGAUGGGUCUGGACCAGCUGACAUUAAAAGAUGGGGCUGGACCAGCUGACAUGAAAAGAUGGGGCUGGACCAGCUGACAUUAAAAGAUGGGGCUGGACCAGCUGACAUUAAAAGAUGGGGCUGGACCAGCUGACAUUAAAAGAUGGGGCUGGACCAGCUGACAUUAAAAGAUGGGGCUGGACCAGCUGACAUAAGAAGAUGGGGCUGGACCAGCUGACAUUAAAAGAUGGGGCUGGACCAGCUGACAUAAAAAGAUGGGGCUGGACCAGCUGACAUAAGAAGAUGGGGCUGGACCAGCUGACAUAAAAAGACGGGGCUGGACCAGCUGACAUUAAAAGACGGGGCUGGACCAGCUGACAUAAAAAGAUGGGGCUGGACCAGCUGACAUUAAAAGAUGGGGCUGGACCAGCUGACAUUAAAAGAUGGGGCUGGACCAGCUGACAUUAAAAGAUGGGGCUGGACCAGCUGACAUAAAAAGAUGGGGCUGGACCAGCUGACAUUAAAAGAUGGGGCUGGACCAGCUGACAUAAAAAGAUGGGGCUGGACCAGCUGACAUUAAAAGAUGGGGCUGGACCAGCUGACAUUAAAAGAUGGGGCUGGACCAGCUGACAUUAAAAGAUGGGGCUGGACCAGCUGACAUUAAAAGAUGGGGCUGGACCAGCUGACAUUAAAAGAUGGGGCUGGACCAGCUGACAUUAAAAGAUGGGGCUGGACCAGCUGACAUUAAAAGAUGGGGCUGGACCAGCUGACAUUAAAAGAUGGGGCUGGACCAGCUGACAUAAAAAGAUGGGGCAGGACCAGCUGACAUUAAAAGAUGGGGCUGGACCAGCUGACAUUAAAAGAUGGGGCUGGACCAGCUGUCAUUAAAAGAUGGGGCUGGACCAGCUGACAUUAAAAGAUGGGGCUGGACCAGCUGACAUAAGAAGAUGGGGCUGGACCAGCUGACAUUAAAAGAUGGGGCUGGACCAGCUGACAUUAAAAGACGGGGCUGGACCAGCUGACAUAAAAAGAUGGGGCUGGACCAGCUGACAUUAAAAGAUGGGGCUGGACCAGCUGACAUUAAAAGAUGGGGCUGGACCAGCUGACAUAAAAAGAUGGGGCUGGACCAGCUGACAUUAAAAGAUGGGGCUGGACCAGCUGACAUAAAAAGAUGGGGCUGGACCAGCUGACAUUAAAAGAUGGGGCUGGACCAGCUGACAUUAAAAGAUGGGGCUGGACCAGCUGACAUAAAAAGAUGGGGCUGGACCAGCUGACAUUAAAAGAUGGGGCUGGACCAGCUGACAUUAAAAGAUGGGGCUGGACCAGCUGACAUUAAAAGAUGGGGCUGGACCAGCUGACAUUAAAAGAUGGGGCUGGACCAGCUGACAUUAAAAGAUGGGGCUGGACCAGCUGACAUUAAAAGAUGGGGCUGGACCAGCUGACAUAAAAAGAUGGGGCAGGACCAGCUGACAUAAAAAGAAAAGGGGACAGUUUGAUUAAAAGCUUUAAAUAAAAGUUAAAAUCCAGGUCAAAACACAGGGCCCUAAUUAUAGAAACACCGGAUGGUAAUGCUCUGUCUUGGAUGAGGGAAUGCUGAUGUGUCAGGACUGUUUUAAUUAACACAACGGAUGGUAAUCCUCUCUCUUGGAUGAGGUAAUGCUGUUGUGUCAGAAGGACUGUUUUAAUUACAUCAAAAUGUCACAUGAGUAUGUGACUUGUAAUUUAUAUAUUUUAGAUGUUUAUAUUCAUACACAAAUGUAGUUUGUAAGCCUAGUUUUUGUUCUCUCAACGUGUUCUUUGGAUGGAUUGUGCAACAGGUGAUGGCUAUCUUUUCUUUCCCCGACAGCAAAAUGUGCUCACUAUAACAUGAAGUGUUUGGAGUAAUGUUUGGAUCUGAAAUGAAUGGAUGAUGAAAAUAGACAUGGUCAGUUGUUGCACUCUG
This is a messenger RNA of Salvelinus fontinalis (brook trout), 5001 nucleotides long. RefSeq names its product zinc finger and SCAN domain-containing protein 2-like. Bases 8 to 1387 code for a protein of 459 amino acids. Gene Ontology annotation, biological process: regulation of transcription by RNA polymerase II. Gene Ontology annotation, molecular function: RNA polymerase II transcription regulatory region sequence-specific DNA binding; DNA-binding transcription factor activity, RNA polymerase II-specific. The transcript is spliced from 3 exons. Gene Ontology annotation, cellular component: nucleus. NCBI's taxonomy places the organism in Eukaryota, Metazoa, Chordata, Actinopteri, Salmoniformes, Salmonidae. The record is from RefSeq and is a predicted model, not a curated record.